Messenger RNA from Lontra canadensis (Northern American river otter), 3484 nucleotides. It is a transcript of the gene SLC4A9, whose product is annotated as solute carrier family 4 member 9. The transcript has 18 exons. The coding region runs from base 44 to 2530 and encodes 828 amino acids. Gene Ontology annotation, biological process: monoatomic anion transport; bicarbonate transport; transmembrane transport. Gene Ontology annotation, molecular function: solute:inorganic anion antiporter activity; sodium:bicarbonate symporter activity; monoatomic anion transmembrane transporter activity. Gene Ontology annotation, cellular component: plasma membrane; basolateral plasma membrane. Lineage: Eukaryota; Metazoa; Chordata; Mammalia; Carnivora; Mustelidae. The record is from RefSeq and is a predicted model, not a curated record.
AGAACUGCACUGCUACGUAAGAGUCUGUGCAGGCCUCUCCAAGAUGAAGCUAUCAGGCCAGGAGGAGUUUGAGGUCUCCAGUGCUUGUGAAAAUGUGCCCACAGGAGAGCUGGACAAUGGCACUGGCUCUGGCCCCAGCCCCAACAACCCCUCAGACACAGACAGAGGGGAGCUGGGGGUACCCAAGGACCCUCUGCUCUUCAUUCAGCUGAAUGAGCUUCUGGGCUGGCCCCAGGCCCUGGAGUGGAGAGAGACGGGCAGGUGGGUGCUGUUUGAGGAGAAGCUGGAGGUGGGUGCGGGCCGGUGGAGUGUUCCUCACGUGCCCACACUGGCACUGCCCAGCCUUCGGAAGCUCCGCAGCCUACUGGCCGAGGGCCUUGUGCUGCUGGACUGUCCAGCUCAGAGCUUCCUGGAGCUCGUGGAACAGGUGACCAGAGUGGACUCGCUGAGCCCAGAGCUGAGAGGGCAGCUGCAGGCCUUGCUGCUGCAGAGACCCCAGCACCUCAUCCAGCCCACAGGCACCAGGCCCUGCCAGGGGUCUGCCCAUCCAAGAGAGGCUUCUCACAGUGAGGAAGCCCCACUGAAGGAACAGCAUCAGAACCCCCUGAGACGGAAGCUGCCUCCAGGGGCUGAGGCUGGGGCUGUGCUGGUAGGGGAGUUGGGCUUCCUGGUGCAGCCCCUGGGGGCCUUUGUGCGACUGCAGGAUCCGGUGGUGCUGGGACCCCUCACUGAGGUUCCCCUCCCCAGCAGAUUUUUCUGCCUCUUCCUUGGUCCUUCUACACUGGGAAAGGGCUACCAUGAGAUGGGCCGAGCAAUGGCCGUCCUCCUCAGUGACCCGCAAUUCCAGUGGUCAGUUCGUCGGGCCAGCAACCUUCACGACCUUCUGGCAGCCUUGGAUGCCUUCUUAGAGGAGGUGACAGUGCUCCCUCCAGGUCGGUGGGACCCGACAGCCCGGAUUGCCCCACCUAAAUGUCUGCCUUCCCAGCACAAAAGGAUCCUCUCACAACUGAGGGAGGUCCAGGGCCCCUCUGCCCGGCAUGGGGCCCUGGCUGAGGACAGGUAUGACCACGGGCUACAGCUGCGCAGCCCAGAGUUACAGCGGACAGGCAGGCUGUUUGGGGGCCUUAUCCAGGAUGUGCGCCGGAAGGCCUCAUGGUACCCCAGCGACUUCUUGGACGCGCUACAUCCCCAGUGCUUCUCGGCCGUGCUCUACAUUUACUUGGCCACUGUCACUAAUGCCAUCACUUUUGGGGGACUGCUGGGGGAAGCCACCAGUGGUGCUCAGGGGGUGCUGGAAAGUUUCCUGGGCACUGCAGUGGCUGGAGCUGCCUUUUGCCUGAUGGCUGGCCAGCCCCUCACCAUCCUCAGCAGCACGGGGCCAGUGCUGGUCUUCGAGCGCCUGCUCUUCUCCUUCAGUAGAGAUUACAACCUGGACUACCUACCUUUCCGCCUGUGGGUGGGCAUCUGGGUGGCCACAUUUUGCCUGGCACUGGUGGCCACAGAGGCCAGCGUGCUGGUACGCUACUUUACCCGCUUCACCGAAGAAGGCUUCUGUGCCCUCAUCAGCCUCAUCUUCAUCUACGAUGCUGUGGGCAAAAUGCUGAGCUUGACCAGUGCCUAUCCCAUCCAGAGCCCUGGGUAUCCUGCCUAUGGCUGCUUUUGCCAGUACGCAGACGUGGGAGGAAAUGAGUCUCAGUGGAUGAGGACAGAGCCAAAAGACAGAGAUGACAUCUCAAGUCUGGACCUAGGCUUGGUCAAUGCCUCCUUGCUGCCCCCACCUGAGUGUGCCCGGCGGGGAGGCCACCCUCGUGGCCCCAGCUGUCAUGCAGUCCCAGACAUCGCCUUCUUCUCCCUCCUCCUCUUUCUUACCUCCUUCCUCUUGGCCAUGGCCCUCAAGCAUGUAAAGACAAGCCGCUUCUUCCCCUCUGUGGUGCGCAAAGUGCUCGGUGACUUCUCCUCAGUCCUGGCCAUGCUGCUGGGCUGUGGCCUUGAUUCCUUCCUGGGUCUGGCCACACCAAAGCUCACGGUGCCCAGUGAGUUCAAGCCCACACUCCCCGGGCGUGGCUGGCUGGUAUCACCUUUUGGAACCAACCCCUGGUGGCUGAGUGUGGCAGCAGCCUUACCCGCCCUGCUGCUGUCUAUCCUCAUCUUCAUGGACCAGCAAAUCACAGCGGUCAUCCUUAACCGUGCUGAAUAUAAGCUGCGGAAGGGCGCUGGCUUCCACCUGGAUCUCUUCUGUGUGGCUGUGCUGAUGGUGCUCACGUCAGCGCUGGGACUCCCCUGGUAUGUGUCGGCCACGGUCAUCUCCCUGGCCCACAUGGACAGUCUUCGGAGAGAAAGCAGAGCCUGUGGCCUGGGGGAGCCCCGCAGCUUCCUGGGUAUCAGGGAGCAGAGGCUGACAGGCCUGGUGGUGUUCAUCCUCACAGGAACUUCAAUCUUCCUGGCACCUGUACUCAAGUGGGCCUCAUCUGGUCCUCACAUGGAUCCUGAGAGGCAUCCGUACUUCACAAAUGAGGAAGCUGAAGGUUGAAGAGGUUAAGUAGCUUACAAAAGAUCACCAAGGGAGCUAGUUUCUCAGGUCCAUCCAAGAACUCAACUUCUUACCCAGGGGCUUUCUACCCAGUGGAGCAGGGUGUGGGCAUGCCUCCAUCCUCUGUGGCCCAAGUGGGAUGGUACCCUGGCUCCAGCCUCCCAACUGACCUUAAACGGAGAGUGUGAUCACAACCCAGAAAAACCUUGAGGCAAAACCCCUUCCCUUCUCUCCUACCAGGUAUUUGUAGAAUACCUGCCAUGUGCAAGGCUCUGCUAGACACUUGGGAGAAGGGGGCAGUGCACAGGAAGGGGCAGGAGUAUUGAAAAAAGAUAAUGGAGCCAAGCCCCUAUUAGCAACAUACACACGUGAACGAAAAUUAAGUAACAUGUAAUCACAGAACUGUUCAACAAGCCAAGGCAGCAAAGCAAUCGAGGGCAUGGAGAAUGGCAUACAAGAGUCAUUAGUGAGGAGAGGUUUGGGGAGGGAAAGGUCAUGGAGCUGGGUGAGAGCGGAGUAGUUGAAAGAGCCAGAUGGACCAGAUCAACUGCUUACUACCUAGGUGACUCUCAUUCAGCAGAUAUUUACUGAGCAUAAACCAUAUGCCAGGCACUGUUCCAAAGACUGGGGAUAACAGUAGUGAUCAAAACAGACCAUCCACUGCUUGCAGUCUGGUGAGAAGAGACCCAUGAAAAAAAAAUUAAUAAAAUAGGAUGAUUUCUGAUAGUGACUACUCCUAAAGAAAAAUAUAAGAGGGUAAGGUGAUUAAGAGUGCAAGGGGUCUACUUUAGAUUGAAAGGUCACACCCUCCUGGGGUGUCAAGAGAUGAGUAGUGAGCAGCCUGAGUAGCGAGAAGAAAGUCAAGGAAGGGCAUUUUAGGUGGAGGGAAAUAGCAAAGCAAAGCAAAGGGUUUGCAAGGGGGAGAAACAAACUUGGGCAUGAAGAGGGAAGGAA